AUGGCGCCGUCAAACGACGCAGACAUGUCCGUCGACUUCUACGAACUGCUCUCGAUCCCCGCGACGGCAUCCGAGUCAGAGAUCCGCCGUGCGUACCGCAAAACCUCGCUGCUGUACCACCCGGACAAAGUCACGCCCACGCCCGAGACGCUGGAGAAGUUCCAACUCCUGCAGACGGCGCUCACCAUCCUCACCGACGCCGCCGAGAAAAUCAAGUAUGACCAGACGCGGGAGGCGAAGCAGCGGCGGCUGGCCGAGACGGCGGCGCUCGAAAGCCGGCGGCGACAGAUGAAGGAAGAGCUGGAGAAACGGGAGGGCGACUUUGCCACCACCGGAAUGCCGUCGGUGGGCGGCGUGAAGCGCACCUGGACCGAACGCGAACUCGAAAUCAAGCGCAUCGCCGAAGAGAACAGGAGGAAGCGGGAAGCGGCCAUGGCGCACAAGGCGCAAGAGGCACAAGCUCGCACACAGGCUGCGGCCGAGGCGACAGCGGAAGAGCAGUCUCCUUCCAGCUCGAUCGACCGGUCUGUCAAAGUGCGUUGGAUCAAGGAAGCGGACGGGCUGGAGAUCGACCAGGAGGCACUGGAGGAGAACUUUGCCGCCGGCGACGUGGAGAACGUCCUGAUGCUGAAGGACAAGAAACGGCGUGUCGACGGCAGGGCCAGAAAAGUCCUCCUGGGCACUGCGGUCAUUGUGUUCAAGUCUUUGGCUAUCGCGAAGAAAGUCGUGGCACAGGGUCCGUGGGAGGGCAUUGAAAGUGUCGAAUGGGCCGCGACCAAGGAAACCGACGGCGGUUGA
Molecule: messenger RNA, 798 nt
Organism: Fonsecaea erecta
Lineage: Eukaryota; Fungi; Ascomycota; Eurotiomycetes; Chaetothyriales; Herpotrichiellaceae
Exons: 1
Coding region: 1-798 (265 amino acids)
Biological process (GO): spliceosomal complex disassembly
Cellular component (GO): spliceosomal complex
Source: RefSeq, a predicted model, not a curated record